CGGCCCGUCGCCCUCGCCCUGGCGGGAAAAUCCGACCCGGCAGUCGGCCCACCGCCCCUUUCUGCCCUCGCGCGCUUGCCUCAGUCGGCCCGCUGUGAUGGAGGAGGAGGCGGAGGCCGAGGAGCAGCAGCGAUUCUCUUACCAACAGAGGCUAAAGGCAGCAGUCCACUAUACUGUUGGUUGUCUUUGUGAAGAAGUUGCAUUGGACAAAGAGAUGCAGUUCAGCAAACAAACCAUUGCAGCAAUUUCGGAGAUGACUUUUCGACAGUGCGAAAAUUUUGCCAAAGACCUUGAAAUGUUUGCAAGACAUGCGAAAAGAAGCACAAUUAACACUGAAGAUGUGAAGCUCUUAGCCAGGAGGAGUAAUUCACUGCUAAAGUACAUCACAGAGAAAAGUGAAGAGAUUGCUCAGAUUAACCUAGAACGAAAGACAAAGAAGAAAAAGAAGUUAGAGGAUGAAAACAAAAAUUUAAAUGAGCCAUCAGAGGCUGGAGCAGACGAAAGUGAGAGUUAAACUCUCUCAACAUCUGGAAAAUGCAGUCUUCAGCAGGUAGAGCCACCUAGUAAUGUGUAUUGUCACAAAGGUAAUUUUGAAGGGAUAAGUAGAAAUUAAAAAAUAAAAAAGGCUGGGCAGCUUUUUUGUCCUGUAUUCUCCAAGUCAUUAAUUGCAAAAGCUGGUUUAAAAGAGAACUGGAAACUCUUAACUAAAAUACUCCCAUAACUCACCGAAGCACACAAAAAAGGCAUGUGUUUGAAUGGUACAUAUUGGAAAUGAUAUCUAUUCCAAUUAAUAAAAUGUGCUAGCAAUUAAA
This is a messenger RNA of Microcebus murinus (gray mouse lemur), 812 nucleotides long. RefSeq names its product centromere protein S (gene CENPS). NCBI's taxonomy places the organism in Eukaryota, Metazoa, Chordata, Mammalia, Primates, Cheirogaleidae. The record is from RefSeq and is a predicted model, not a curated record. Gene Ontology annotation, cellular component: FANCM-MHF complex; Fanconi anaemia nuclear complex. Gene Ontology annotation, molecular function: chromatin binding; protein heterodimerization activity. Gene Ontology annotation, biological process: replication fork processing; resolution of meiotic recombination intermediates.